CGCGGUGGGCGUGUCUGCGUCGCUGAUGUAAACAGAAAGGACCAUUUUGAUCAGAGAAAUCUAGAAGCCAGGGCACAGUAACUCAUCAAAGCUUUUCUGGUUUCACCUAUGCAACGCCUUAAAUAGUACUCGCGCCAUGGACUUCUAUAUCAAUCUAAAGGUGAAUUUCCGAGGGAAUGCGAAGAGUUUCUUGCUGUCUGGCUCGGAGACGAAGAGCUGGGAGUCUAUGGAGGCCAUGGUGAAAAGGUCUUUUGGCCUGUGUAAUUUUCAACUGACAUAUUUCGAUGAGGAGAAUGAAGAGGUAUCAAUCAACAGCCAAUUGGAAUAUGAAGAAGCCCUGAAGAGUGCUGCACAACAAGGGAACAGACUACAAAUGAAUGUGUAUGAGACAAGGGGCAGUAGAGCCACAGUGCCAGGACCGGGCCCACCACCAGGGUCAGGGGUGGGCUUGGGACAGGUGAAACCUAGUACUGUUGGAGAACCCAAGAAGGGAUUCAGGCCUCCUCAGCACUGCUCUACUUUGGCACAAGUGGUGAGUCGCAAAGUUCAGGCUGCAGUUCCAGAGGAAGGAUUGGUAAUUGUUAAUGAAGUCAAAGGAGGGAAGGCAGAGGAUAAGACCCCUCCAGCCUGGUUCACUUCAUACAUGGAAAAGUUUAAGGAUCAAGUGGUUAGGGAAGCUGUAGAGAAGAUUUGUAGGGAGUUCUCUGGACAAUGCUGCAUCCAUAAGCCAGUGGGAGCAGAUCCCCAGGUUCCUGAGGUCACCUCAUCCACUCUGCCUGGGGCCCCAAGUCCAGCUCCAGCCUGCAGUAGCUGUCGGGGCCAGACCACCGGCGGUGGAUACCAAUGCAGUGUGUGUACCUCCUGCACUCUGUGUGAGCCAUGUAGCUUCUCACAUGAUCCAAGCCACAACCUUGUGAGAGCCAGAACUCCCCUGUCUAUUCCUGAGCACGGUUCCCCAGCACCAGAUCACAGCAGGUUCUACAGAAGGGGUGACCGGAGCUUUCGUAAGGCUGAAAAGCAGCGUCUUAAAGCUGAGAAGCGCCAGCUCAAGGCGGAGGUGAAGGAGAUCAGGAAGCAACUGAGAAUGGAGAGGAGGGGGCUGCAGUGGAGCACUGCUGGAGAAGGGAGCUCUUCACCCGUCCUGCUGCAGCCACGUGCCACACAGGCAAAUAGCCCAGAUCGUCCUAAACGUCCAUGCCCACUUGCUGUGCCAGCUAUGACAGCUCUACUCUUGGAUGAAAACCUGCCUGAUGGAUCACGACUGCCUCCUGGGACCAAGUUCAUCAAAUACUGGAAAAUGAAGAACAGUGGCAGAGUGUGCUGGGACUCUGAGACCAAGUUGAAGUUUAUGUGGGGGAACUUGGCAGUGGGCUCCGGUGAAAGAUGGCGGGAGGUCGCAGUACCCACACUACAGCCAGGUCAGGUGGGUGUCAUCAGUGUGGCACUUUGUGCUCCGACGUUAGAGGGCACCUAUACAUCCCAUUGGCGCCUGGCACACAGAGAAGAGCAGUUUGGACCACGUGUUUGGUGCAGCAUCGUUGUGGAUCCACAUGCUCCUACAGCUAUCUGUGCUGACGGGCUACUGGUGUCUCCCUGUGUCACCCCACAGGAGAAGUCUUCCCACACUCUUGAGAGGGAGGAGAAACGCCGGGCCCCAAGGGAACAACUGCUUUUGUCAGUAAACCAGGACUGUGAUCAGGAAUUCUACAUUCCAUCUAUAGACUUACUCACAGCUCAGGACUUACUGUCUUUUGAACUGCUGGACAUCAACAUUGUGCAAGAGUUGGAGAGUGUGCCUAACAACACUCCUGCAGACAUUACUCCAUGCAUAUCACCUAUGCCCCAUGAGGGACCUCUACAGGAAAAACCAACACUGGGACUCAUCCAAGAGGAAACAGAAGCCCAAGGGGUCAGCAGCAUCCUGGUCACAGAUGUGGCCCAGGGAACAGAGUUAGAGGGCAUCCCAGCACAAGAGAAAGGAGAGGAGAUCAUCACUGGGCCUCAGUUCGUCAGUCCAUCUGUUAUCCGCUCUCUCACCCUGGAAGUGACCCGUGAAAUAGCAAAGCAUGGGGCGCUUUGUGGGAGAUGCCCAGCUAAAGUGGUGCGUCCAGCCCCCCAAGGUUCAAUGUCGCUUUGUGAGAGUACAUCAGAAAAGGUUUCAGAAACAGGGCUCAUAUCUGCUCCAGCCCUACUGAAAGUAGAGAUGGCACAAAUCUCCAGCCCAGCUUCACCACAGACAGAGACCACUGAUAUAGCUGCUCCCUUGCUGACGCUUCCAGCAGAGCUCAUUAGCGCAGAUGAGGGUCACGAGUCUGACAUCGAGCAGAUCCUGGUGGAACCUGCAGGUGGAGAUCCUGUAGAAGAGGGGGAGGAGGAAGUGGAUAAGAAAGAGCAAGUGAGGGACACAGAAGCAGCUAAGGAAACACGCAGUAGAACUUCAUCUGCUUCUUCAGAAGACUAUAUCAUCAUCCUCCCAGAUUGCUUUGACACCAGCCGUCCAUUAGGAGAGUCCAUGUACAGCUCAGCCCUGUCGCAGCCUGGAGAAGAGCUUGUAGAGGGGGACAAAGUACAAUCAGUGGAGACAGUAGAGCUCCAGAGCCCUUUUGCUGCUGUUAGUGUGGAUGCUAAUGACAUGCUCUGUGCCUCCCAGACUCUGGACGCUGUGCCGCUCACCCCUGUGAUUGUAGUGGCUCCAGGAUCCUCGAUUAAAACCUACAAAGAGACGCAAGGGCAGACAGAACAUGGAGCAGAGGAGCAGGAGAGGAGUAAUCCUACAGAGCCAGGUGAUGAGGAGAAAGACUCUGAGCCUAAUCAACCUGACCCGGAGAACUCAGUAGCAUCUGUUAAGUCUGAAACAGAAGAGCUCAGGGCUAAUAGCAUUACAGGUGGAUUGGUGAAGGGUGCUCUGUCCGUGGCAGCAUCUGCCUAUAAAGCUCUUUUCACUGGACAGACUGGGUCUGAGAAGCUCCCAGAAGAUGCAGCUUCUCAUGACGCCAUGAUGGCUGUGCUGGUAGAGAUGGGCUUUGGUGACCGGGCGCUAAAUCAACGUCUGCUAGAGAAACACAACCGCAACCUGCUGGAUGUGGUAAAUGAACUGGUGCAGAUGACUGACAACGACUGGUACACAACACGCUACUAAGAUACUGGUCAAUUAUUUUUGUUUCUCUCAUAUCUCUGUUUUUUUUCUUUCUCUGUGCAAUCAGCAGUCCAUUCCAUGAUACAGACGUUCAUUCCACCUGGGUUGUAAAUAUAGUGUGUGAAUCUGUCUGCUCCAAAGUGUAACCGAUAAUCAUUAGAGAAGCAGUUCAUCAUCAUUAUAACUGUGCUUGUUAAAGUUUGUUGUUAGUGGGCAUUAAUGUUUUCACUGAUGAUCAUGGGUAGCUAAUGAACACUAAUAGGUAAUUAAUAAUCCAAAGCUAUUCAAGAAAUAUGUCAUGCUUUUAAUAAAAACAUUUUAAAAGAUAGUUUAAUUAACAACAAAAUAUUCUAAUAGUUAAACUAUGAAAAGCUCUGCAGUCUGACUGGACAUUUUU
Messenger RNA from Carassius carassius (crucian carp), 3533 nucleotides. RefSeq names its product next to BRCA1 gene 1 protein-like. The coding region runs from base 137 to 3139 and encodes 1000 amino acids. NCBI's taxonomy places the organism in Eukaryota, Metazoa, Chordata, Actinopteri, Cypriniformes, Cyprinidae. The transcript has 21 exons. Gene Ontology annotation, cellular component: phagophore assembly site. The record is from RefSeq and is a predicted model, not a curated record. Gene Ontology annotation, biological process: macroautophagy. Gene Ontology annotation, molecular function: ubiquitin binding.